Messenger RNA from Sporothrix brasiliensis 5110, 1080 nucleotides. RefSeq lists its product as uncharacterized. Gene Ontology annotation, biological process: metabolite repair. The transcript is spliced from 3 exons. Gene Ontology annotation, molecular function: ATP-dependent NAD(P)H-hydrate dehydratase activity. NCBI's taxonomy places the organism in Eukaryota, Fungi, Ascomycota, Sordariomycetes, Ophiostomatales, Ophiostomataceae. The record is from RefSeq and is a predicted model, not a curated record. Bases 1 to 1080 code for a protein of 359 amino acids.
AUGUCGCCAGUCGACUCACCUGUCCCCGAGAUGUCGUCGGCCACAAAAGAGAUCCUUGCGCGUGCGCGCCAGCUGGUGCCGCCCAUGCUAUCGAGCUUCCACAAGGGCCAGCUCGGACGCAUUGGCGUCAUCGGCGGCAGCGAAAACUACACGGGCGCACCGUACUUUUCGGCCAUGGCUAGCGCCCGCCUCGGCUGCGACAUGUCCCACGUCAUCUGCACCCCGGCGGCCGGCGCCGUCAUCAAGACGUACUCGCCCAACCUCAUGGUGCACCCGCUGAUGCGCGAGGGCCGCGAGCCCGGUUCCGAGGGCGCCGAGACCGACCCCAAGGCGAUUAGCAAGCGCGUCAUUGACGAGCUGCUGCCCCGGCUGCACGUGCUCGUGGUCGGGCCGGGGCUCGGGCGCGACCCGUUGAUGCAGCAGACCGUCGGCCACGUGGUGGCGGCUGCACGGAAGGCGAACCUGCCGCUGGUGCUGGACGCGGACGCGCUGCAGCUGGUGCAGAAGCAGCCGGAGCUGGUGCGGGGGUACCCGCUGGCGGUGUUGACGCCGAAUGUGGUGGAGUUUGGCCGGCUCGAGAAGGCGUUGUUGGGCGACGACAAGGACAAGGACGGCAAGGAUGACAAAAACGCCGGCGGCAAGGCGCUUCGGCUCUCCAAGGCGCUCGGCGGCGUGACGAUUGUGGAAAAGGGCGCCGUGGACACUGUGGCGGCCUACACGGACGACAGCGCAUACGGACCGUACAAGUCGGACCUGACGGGCGGGCGCAAGCGGUCGGGUGGGCAGGGCGACACGCUGACGGGGGCCAUCGGCACGCUCCUCGGGUGGCGCAAGGCGUACCAUGACGGUCUGUGGGACACCACCAAGUCGGGCAAGCCGCUGGACGAGCGGGAAACGGUCCUCCUCGCGGCCUUUGCCGGAAGCGCCAUUACAAGGGAAUGCUCUCGGCUGGCGUUCGUCAAGCGCGGGCGCAGCUUGCAGGCCAGCGACCUCACAGACGAGGUGCACACGGCGUUUACAAAUUUGUUUGGAGCGGACGAGGAUGAGGAUGCGAGCGGGGAGGGUGCAUCCAAGCUGUGA